GAAACAACGGCCUCUGACAGAAAUGCAAGAUAAGGCUGCAUACAAUAGACCCUUGUGGUCCGGCCCUUCCCUUCCUCGGACCCUACGCAUAACGGGAACUUUAGUCCGCCGGUUUGGCCUUUUUUAGUCUGUUGGAAGGCAACUUUUUAAUUGUUGAGAAUUCAGAGAUUGGCAAAAUUUGCUAUGGAGAUUUAGAUCUAUUGUCCGGCUUUGGCUUGUGCUUCCAGUUUGAAUUUUCUUCUGAUCACGUACAGAAAAAUCUCCCCUUUAUUGCAGCUUUCGGCACUUUAUAGCACCCAAAUCAAAGUCAGGUUGAAAAGAUAAAAUUUCUUCUCUUGGCUGUUAAGGAUUUUAACCCUGGUUAUGGAGAUUCUGCCUAUAUGAUGUGCAUUGUGGACUUUCUUCUUGAGUGUGUUGAAUUGUCGUAUAGGACAGAGGCUUGUGGUAUCAGGCUUAGGGAGGCUAUCCACAAAGCUCAUGGCUAUCAGUUCUUGGUUCAGUUUGCUUUAAUUCCCGUGAAGGGUCAGAGUGGUCAGAAUUCCAUUUCUAAGUUCCUUCCUGAUCAAGGAGUUACUUUAGAUUAUCUGCAUUUGGCUAAUCAUGCUGGUAAAAGCGAUUUGGAGGAAAAAGGAGGGGAGGCUUCAUCACAAGAUGUGUUAUUUCUAAGUUCAUAGCCUUAUUUUUUGCCCUUGUUUUUUGUCUUUGUUGCUGAUUCUAGAAAACUUUGACUUGUAGAGGCUGGUGGUAUAGGCUUAGGGAGGAAAUCCACAAUGCUCAUGGCUAUCAGUUCUUGGUUCAGUUUGCUUUACUUCUCGCAAAGGGUUAAGGUGGUCAGAAUUCCCAUUCUAAGUUCCUUCCUGAUCGAGGAGUUACUUCAGAUUAUCCACAUUUGGCUAAUCAUGUUGGUAAAAGCGAUUUAGUGGUAAAAAGAGGGGAGGCUUCAUCACAAGAUGUGUCCCCUACACUCUCUAGGUUACUUGAUGUGCUUGAUAAUCUUGCUCAAACGGGUCCUUCUGGAGCAUCUGGCUUAAAAGCUUCAAAAGCUACUCAUGUUAAGCCUAGUGGGCAUGGCAGAAAUCGUACGUCAUCUUCUGACAGAAUUGUUGAUGACAAAGUUAAAGACCUGGAAGCUGUUCAGAUGUUGCAAGACAUUUUUCUUAAGCUGAUAGCAGGACUCUGCAGGGUGAAGUACUCAACAGGAUGUUUAAAAUAUUCUCAAGCCAUCUUGACAAUUACAAGCUUUGUCAGCAGUUACGGACCGUGCCUCUAUUGAUCCUUAAUAUGGAUGGCUUUCCGCCAUCCUUGCAAGAGAUAAUUUUGAAGAUACUUGAAUAUGCUGUGACUGUUGUAAAUUGUAUACCUGAGCAAGAGUUUCUUUCACUUUGUUGUUUGUUGCAGCAACCAAUUACCCCUUUGAAGCAUACAAUUUUGUCUUUCUUUGUAAAACUCUUAUCCUUCGAUCAACAAUACAAGAAAGUUCUAAGGGAAGUUGGUGUAUUGGAGGUUCUGCUGGAGGAUCUGAAACAACACAAGUUUCUUUGGGGUUCGGAGCAGCAUGCUGAUGACCCUAAUCAUUUAGAGAGGAAAUCGAGUCAAGUUCAAGCAGCUUUAAGAAACACUUGGACAGUAAGAAUGCUAUACUUUCUUCACCCAAAUUGGCAGAAUCUGAUUCAGGGAAGUUCCUUCUUUUUGAAGUUGAAGGCACAAUGGGAGUUGCUGAUAGCCAAAAUGCAGGGAUUCACAGAGGAAUCCGAGGUUUUAGCAGCUGGACAGGAGUCUUUACGGAGAAAACUCGAGUAAUCAGCUAUGGGGGUGGAUUCAGGAAGAAGAUGAAAAUAGAAUUCAAUUAGGAAAAUUGUAUUAUUGUUCAAUUGAUGAUUGAAUUUGUAGAUACAAUGCCUUUUAUAAGAAAUGAGAGUGAAUCUAAUUUGCUAGCUGCU
Messenger RNA from Capsicum annuum, 1940 nucleotides. Its product is annotated as protein SPIRRIG-like. The record is from RefSeq and is a predicted model, not a curated record. NCBI's taxonomy places the organism in Eukaryota, Viridiplantae, Streptophyta, Magnoliopsida, Solanales, Solanaceae. The transcript has 3 exons. The coding region runs from base 1201 to 1800 and encodes 199 amino acids.